AUGGCCCAAAUAAACGGAUUAGACUCUCGUGAUUGUGAGGUGCUUCGAUAUAGCGAAGCCGACACGGACGACUCAAAGGACUCUUUAAAAAGCUCUAGCGACUUUCAAAGCUCUGUUCAACUUGACAUGCGGACGAGUUUCACUUAUUCACUCGGACUCAUUUUUUCUUGUCUUGGUUGCGUAUUGGGAACCGGAAAUAUAUGGCGAUUUCCUCGAAUAAUUGCAGUGGCCAGUUCCGAUAAAGUUGUGGGAUGGUGUUUCUACUACUUCUACGUGUCUUGUACGCGGGCUGAGCUCCCGCUCACCGAGCCAGAAAGUCGUGAAAUAUUUGACAAUUUUACCAGGACCUCCUGGCCUUUGGUCAACCAUACACUCUGUCUCGUAAUUUGCGGCAUCACUGUCUUUAAGGGAGUCAAAGGAAUCGAAUUUGUCAACAGCUGUCUUGUACCGAUUCAAUUGGUAAUUGUCAUUAUCGUGUUCUACUGGUCGCUUUCUCGAGAAUAUGCAAACGUUGGAAUCAAGUUCAUGUUUACCGCGGAUUGGUCAACUCUUCUUGAUCCCAAAAUUUACGUUGAGGCAGCUUGUCAAAAUGCUUUUGACACGGCGGCUGGGAUGGGUGUCUUUUCAGCCUACGCUGCCUACUUUAGCAGAAAAACUGGAGCUGUUCGUUAUGGCAUUCUGUUGCCGAUUUUCAACAACCUUGUGAGUUUGACUUGUGGACUGACCAUAUUUGCGACAGUGUUCUCCACACUGAUUCAGACGUCACCGACCCUCACGAUACCGCAAAUUGUUUCCAUAAUGAAGGAGAGUGGUCCAGGAAGCACGGGUCUAACAUUCACUUGGAUUCCUGUGCUUAUGUCGAAACUGGGAAUAAUGGGGAGAAUCCUCUGCGGAAUGUUCUUUCUCUGUCUAUCUUUUGCUGGCAUCAGUUCGAUGAUCGCCUCCAUUGAACUUACUGCGCGAACCAUUCAAGAUUUUGGUGUUAAGCGAAUUUGGGCGACUGUGGCAUCACUAAUCCUAUCGUUCAUAGUGGGUGUUCCCUCUGCUGUCAGUGUUGAUAUUUUAUCCAAUCAAGACUUUGUCUGGGGUUUCGGACUUAUAAUCUCAGGGCUGUGCUACUGUGCAUUAGUCGUUUGGUACAAUCCCGUACGAUAUCUUCACGUCAUCGUCAACGAUUUCGCUAUUAACGACUGGCGGCUUCCAUUCGUUUGGAUCUUUAUAAUUGCAGGUAUCGUUCCAUUUGAAGGGCUCAGUCUUAUUGCCUGGUGGGUAUAUCAAAAUAUUGCCUGCACAAAAUGGUACCUGUUGAAGGCGGAGUCUUUAGCAGUCAUCCUCCUCGAAUGGGGAGUUCUCACCUUCUUCCUGGGUCUGUUCAACCUUUUUAUAUGCAUUUUCAAACUUUCGGUUCGGAACUCAUCUUCCGACACAGGUUACGAUCCGUAUCAUCCAGAGAAUAUUCCGCGAUCUCAAGAUUGCAAGGAGCCCUGA
Messenger RNA from Echinococcus granulosus, 1488 nucleotides. RefSeq names its product sodium-dependent transporter. Lineage: Eukaryota; Metazoa; Platyhelminthes; Cestoda; Cyclophyllidea; Taeniidae. The record is from RefSeq and is a predicted model, not a curated record. Bases 1 to 1488 code for a protein of 495 amino acids. Gene Ontology annotation, cellular component: membrane. The transcript has 11 exons.